Molecule: messenger RNA, 3880 nt
Organism: Leptonychotes weddellii (Weddell seal)
Lineage: Eukaryota; Metazoa; Chordata; Mammalia; Carnivora; Phocidae
Source: RefSeq, a predicted model, not a curated record
AGUUCAGGUUACAUCUUCUGUGCGUGGGGACUGUGGCUGACUUGUAACCCAGCUUUUCCCACUUGCUUCGUCAGAGGCCAGUCACCACUGCACAUCCUGGGGCAGUAUGGCAGAGAGAACGCGGCAACCAUCUUCGAGCUGUUCCUGGAGUGCAUGCCUGAGUACCCUCUGGAUAAACCGGACGCGGAAGGAAACACAGUGCUGCUCUUGGCAUACAUGAAAGGGAACGCCAACCUGUGCCGUGCCGUCGUCCGCUCCGGGGCUCGCCUUGGGGUCAGCAAUAACCAGGGAGUCAACAUCUUCAACUACCAGGUUGCCACCAAGCAGCUUCUGUUCAGACUGUUAGACAUGCUGUCCAAGGAGCCUCCGUGGUGCGACGGGUCCACCUGUUACGAGUGUGCCGCCAAGUUUGGAGUCACGACUCGCAAACAUCACUGCCGCCACUGCGGACGCCUUCUUUGCCAUAAAUGCUCGACCAAGGAGAUUCCUAUUAUAAAGUUUGACCUGAACAAGCCCGUGCGAGUUUGCAACAUUUGCUUUGAUGUACUGACUCUGGGGGGGGUCUCUUAGGGGGCCCCCAGGCCACACCCCGGUCGCCUCCCCAGCAGCUGUUCUGCUCUCCAGCCCGACCACCCAGAGCAGGGGUUGCCGGCCCGUCUUCCUGCGGAACAGACUGAGCGAUUAAGGACCCCGGUGUGAUUGACCCCAUCUCAAGGAUCCGGUGGGUUGUCCGUGUGUCCGGCUGGGAUCGAGGUCACUGGAUGACUCGGGGGGGCAGGCCUUGUCGCCUCAGUGGCACCUGUGACAGGAGUUGGACCCCAGUCUGCUUGCAACUUACGAGGACACUCGGAAAACCAGUCCCCUCCCAGUAGCUUAGUGUCCGUGUCGACCAUUGCCGUGGUCUUCCUGCGCGGGCGGGCGGACGGGCGGUCAGAGCCCCGCAGGGGGAGGCGGGCGUCUGGCCGCUCGGUGAGCGCUGUCUUCACUCUGGGUAAGUGGCAGUGCGCAGCGUUUUCAUAAAGAUCAUAGGAUACUCUUGCCCGAAGUCCUUUUUUUUUUUUUUUUAACCUAAGCUGAGAUUUUUUUAGUGAGCUGCCCCUUUAAAAAAGGUGAAAUCUUUCUAAACAGGGUUCAAAGAUGAGAGCUGAAAAAUCGUGGCCUUAACAACUGAAAGCUUUACCCGUCUUCACGCUCCUGGGUUCAGGAGUGCAGCGUCUCGUUCUCUCGUCUGGCUGUGUCCUGUCUGUGGAGGCCUCGCUCUGCCACCGGGGCAUGGUGGUGGAGGUGCACUUUGAUUGUGCUGCACUUUUUAAAAAACAUAGCUGCAUUAUGGCUGAUUCCGAUUUAAAAAUCCACAUUCAGAAGUAGCCUCACACAUCCACGCAUUAGUGAUUCUGACGAUCAGCUCUGAUGGGACCUCAGUGCACAGGGAGCUGCGGAGUGGCCCUGGGAGCAAGAGUGUCACCCGGGCCCAGCGGUGGGGAGGGGAUCGUGCAGCCUCAGGCCGGCAGGUGCAGGAAUCCCGAGUUCCCAGGGGCUUGCCCCGCCUAGCAGGUGCGAGCCGGUUGGGAACACGCUGGCUCGUCCGCGGAAUGAGGCCCCAGAGCCUCCUGGCCCUAGUCGCUGCUAGUGCGUAUGCUAACCCUGUGGCGCUGAACGUCUCCCUUGGAAGGUUUGGCCAGUUUUUUAAAAAUGUACAUUUAAAGAGAAACUUCUAGCACUGCUUUAAAGAAAGAAACCCUGAGAUGAACAUGUGUGUUCCUAAGUUACUCUCAGAGAUUAACAGUCUCGAUCGUAAUGCUGAUUUUUCAGACAUUUAACAACCACUACAUUGUUUUUGCAUUAAUGAAGUAUGGGUAUAUGUGUAAAGGGACUAAAUAUUUUUUUGGGUAGUAUGUUCUUUCUGUUGCUGUAGAUUUAUACAUUUUGUUGCCUAAAUGUGUGUGUAAAAUGAGCUGAUAAACCAGAGUGCUACUUUUUAAUAUUUCUGUGAUUUAUGAAAUAUAUAAGCUUUCUAUGUUAAUACGAGCUUGUGCACAAUGUUUAAAAGAAAAAAUUAGAAGAGUUCCCCAGUCCCCUAAGUCUGUGUCACAUUUCCUAUAGACUUUUUACAGAGGAACAGCUGGUCUUGGCAGACACUUGCCUACGUGAGGCCUGUGGUCAGCUUCUGUUUUCUGGUGCCUGACGGGGCCACGAGGAAGCAGGGCUUCGUGAGGUGGCCUGGUUGUGUAGUUGGUACUUUUAUACUCGCUCUUUCCAUGUUCAUGGUGGAGCGCGGAGGACGGGAAGUCCAUCAGGGGUGAGGCUGACGGUCUAGCUCCCGCCCUGCCUUUACCAGUUUUAGUAACAAUCUUGCCUCUUAUUGCACUUAAAAAUCUUCAAAGGCGUGUUUAGAAUAUGUCGAGUCCAGCUUCUGUUUCUUCACGGAGUCCAGGGACGGCUGUGGUACCGAGCAGCCACGGAACGGGGGAGCAUUUUGUGAGUUCUGCGCCGGCUUCAGGCUGCGCCCUUGCACGUGUAGACGGGGCCCCUUUGCACAGCCUCGGGGGGCCUCCGGGGCCGCGGGGGUGCUCGCUGGGCUGCGUGCGGCUGCCCGUGGGACCCCCCCCGGCACCGCCCUUGCUGGCCCUCGACGCGCUGUGGAACCGCAGGGCUGUUGUCGUUACAGUUUAAUCCGUAGCUUAAACACUAGUAGCGGAAUCUCAGUUUUAUUCAGAGCUGCCAGGUGUGAGGAAUAAACUUUCCGAAACGCGGUGUGUGCACCCGCGAACGUUGUGGCGCGGCGUCAGCCCUGCCUGCCGCCUGCUCACCGCCCGGCCCGCGGGACAGCGUUCUCCGCGGUCUCUGGCCCGCGCUGCGCGUGCGCCCAGUGGCCGGCUUGCUGCGAUCCUCCGGCGCGGGAACACCCACCCAACUCAAGUGCCUCCACUUAGGACUUUCUAGUUCUCGGUGACGGUAGCGUGUCUCUCCGCGUGACGCAUCAGAACGUGUGUUGCAUCUGCAGUUUGCUGCCCGCGCGCUGCCCGCCCCAGGCCGCGGUUUGGUCGAGGCUCGCCUGCCGUGCUCUCUCCAGCAGCGGGCUCCCCGUGCCCGCUAGUCCUCUACCUCAGCCCCGGGUCAUUUGUGGCCGUGCCUGCGCGGAGCCCAGCGGGCCGGCGGGUUCGCCCCCGCUCCGCUCGCGGCCCCCGCCCGUGCCACCGAAUGAUUCCGCGCUGAUCUUGCCCUUGGGCGCGAGGUGGAGGGAAAGCCUCGGGAGGGGCUGGGGGAUGCUUAGACCCGAAAGGGGCACCGAGCCCCCAGGUGGCAGGUGAGUGAGACGCUGCCACGACGGGCACUGAAGUGGCUCCUGACACAAGGCUUCUUGCGGCGCUGGGACCGCUCUCGCCGGCCGCGGAAGAGGAGGGGCGUGGAAGCCACAUUCUCGUUGUAAUUUAAUAAAGUAGUUUGUGAAGAGCUGACUGCUUGACGAGAUAAAAGCACUUAAUGAAUUCCCCGAAGUUGUCAUGGAUGCCUUAACGACUUUCUCUGGAAGAUCACUGCCCGGACGGUCCCUUUGUGGUAUAAAUCACACGCUGACCCGUUGCACACCACACACCUGGACCGCUCGACUUCGUGGCUUGUCCCCUUGGGGCGGAUGCGUGAGGCCGGGGGCAGGGCGGCAGGGGGCAGGAACUGAAGGCGCACGUGCGGGUGGGUCGCUUGGGCUUCCAAGCCGUCCAGGGCGCGGUGCUCAGUGCGGGACCUCUGUGUCGUGUGUAGGACCAGGACGCUUUGAUCGGCGUUGUUUCUUUGGAGUCCACGUAAUGGAAUGUAUUUUCAAAUACUGAUACUUGCAUUUUCUGUAACAAUUCCUUACAAUAAAAUGAGGUAAAAUUGUGCA